CACCACCAGCUCAACGGCGAGCAGCUGUGACACGGAUUUCUCCAAAGACGACGAGCAGCGUCUGAAGGACUACAUGCAGCAGCUGAAGAACGACCGGGCGGCUGUCAAGCUGACCAUGCUGGAGCUGGAGAGCGUCCACAUCGACCCGCUGAGCUGCGACGUCAAACCCCGCGGAGACUCGCAGAGACUCGACCUGGAGAACGCCGACUCUGAUUCUCCAGCGAUCAGUCUGUGUGAUCUGAGGAGUCUGAGCGACAGCGACCUCGCGGCGGAGCUCACCAGUGCCCUCAGGAGAGAGAAGAAGCUGAAGGGUCGUGUUCAGGAGUUGGUGGCGGCGUUAGAAAGACUGACUAAGAGCAGUGAAGUCAGACAUCAGCAGUCGGCGGAGUUCGUUAACGACCUGAAACGAGCAAACAGUAAUCUGGUGGCGGCGUACGAGAAAGCCAAGAAGAAGCACCAGAACAAGCUGAAGAAGCUGGAGUCUCAGAUGAUGGCGAUGGUGGAGCGGCACGAGACGCAGGUGCGGAUGCUGAAACAGCGCAUCGCUCUUCUGGAGGAGGAGACGUCUCGACCGCACACCAGCGAGACCUCGCUCUGAACUCGUGAAAACUCACGAAAACUCACGAACACGAGAGACGUGUGUGACACACCAAACCCUCCAGACAUCACCGUCUCAGCAAAAACACACAAAAGUCAUCAUUCUGUCAUCUCUUCUGAGGAACAUGAAAGAAGACGUUUCUCGGGAUGUUCACGCUGCUCUUUUACACAACAGCGACUGUCCAGAAACAAAAAGCAUCAUAAGCCUCAGACGUGCUCGUUUUGUCAAGUAGAAGACGGUGUUUAUUUUAUACUCUUCAGUUUUUCCAAUUUAUGAGGUUCACAGUUUUUAUGCUUUUACUAGUCAAACCGGUAAUUAUGAUGAACGGCAAAAAUCCUCAUAAUUAUUCGUAAUCUCAGAAUGAGUACAGCAGCACUAACUUAAAGAGACAAACUCGUCGCUGGUUUAGUUUAAGAAUUAUAUUUCAUAAUCAUACAGUCUAGAGAAAUAGAGUUUUGAGCAAUAAAUGAGAUUAAACUCUCAGGCCUCACAGAACUAGUUAAGCCUCCGAUGAAAAUUCUGUCAUCAUUUACCCAGUUUCCUAACAUCUGGUAAUCUGUGCUGGGUUUAUGAUCCAUAAUCAGAUUUAUGAACUGUAAAUACAGAUUGCAGACAAAUGAAGGCCGCAAAUGAUCAAUAUGAGAUGAAUUAUGAAUUAUUGAUUUGUUAAAACACCACUUAGACAACUUAUAUUGGCUCAUGAGAUGUUAAACAUCUAUAUAUUAUUUUAUCUGUAAAGUCACUUUACA
This is a messenger RNA of Sinocyclocheilus rhinocerous, 1347 nucleotides long. Its product is annotated as colorectal mutant cancer protein-like. The transcript is spliced from 4 exons. Lineage: Eukaryota; Metazoa; Chordata; Actinopteri; Cypriniformes; Cyprinidae. The record is from RefSeq and is a predicted model, not a curated record. The annotation marks the transcript as partial.